UCCUACCUGUGACAGGGUUUCCUUCCAGAAACAGGGAGGAAAGCCCUUUCAGAAGGAGAAAAAGCAGCUUUCUCUUGUAGCUUUCCUAGACUAGGUAUCUGGUUAAAAAACCAUGGUUUUCAACACACAACCAAUUAGGCGCAUGCAUGUUCCCCAGCAGUUGGCCUUCAAAUGAAUCUGACCUCACUUCCAAUAUACUUGACCAUGUCUACAUCCUGUCUCUUCCCUUCCUCCCUGCUGAUUUCCACCCAGACCUUAGACUCUGAAAUGACAAAGCACACAUUUAUUAGAUGUUUACCAAGUGCUGUGCUGAUUACUUCAAAUGCCUUAUAUCAUGUAAUCUUUUCCACAAACCCAUAAGGCAGUUCAAAUUAGCUUCCUCAUUGAGGAAAUGGAAAAUUGUAGAGGUUAAGUAACUUGCUUGAGGUUAUAUAACUAGUGGAUUUUCAAACAAGUACUAUAGAUUUUGGUUCCUUGACCUCUAUAUUCUACUCUUUUGCGCUGGUGGUCUGGUGUAAUUUAAGGGAAGACAGUGCCAGGUGUUAUCUGAAUUCAUUACAAAGCCAAUUAUAAAAGUUUUUUAUUUUUUUUAUUAUUCAUUUUGACUUCUCUGUGACUCUUCUCUGAUCUGCUUUCAUGGAUAAUUAAGGGUUGAAUGUUCAGCUCACCCUUUCCUCAGGGAGUUUACAAGUAGUAACAUAAAUAAAAUUGGCAUUCUUUACUACUUGUCCAACAUUACACUCCCAGGUGAGCUGGUAAGUGGCUAUUUAUGUGACAGUUUUUUAAUGACUACCCAGUUCUUUCCUGUACCCGGAAACAGCACAUGGGUUAAAGCACUGAGCUUGUAAAUCACAGCAAUUAUGGGGGACACAGUUUAGAUCAAAAACAAAAUUAAUUCUGCUUCUGGGUCAUUUGUGCUUUGUAGCUUCUUGUCACUAUCCAGUGCAAAGCUUCCAAAAUUUCUUAUGCAUUUCUCAUUCUCUGACUUUUCACCAUUAGAACCUUAAUGGGUUUUCUCUGGAUGUUAAGGGCACAGCUGCUUUAGAAAAGGGAAGAAAAUAAUUCAGGAGUUUUCCAGGUAAUAGAUUAAUUAAUACCUUUGGUUUUGUACUUUUGUUAGAUUCCAAAGUGCUAGCUUCAAAGUGGGGUGGUGAGCCAAACAGACAUGCCCAAUAGGCUAUUGCAUGUGGGAAUAAUAUUUUAGAAGGCCUAGUCCCAUCUUUACCUUUUAAAAUUUCUUAUUUUGUGUUUAUAAUGUAUGUAAUAUAUUCGUAAAUUAGUAUGUAUAUAUCUAUUAAUCUAAUUAUUUGUCCUCUUAUUUUUAACUUGAAAGAUUGCACAGUCAGAUGUUCCCUGUGGAGAAAUUUUCAACCUCAGUCAUUUCAUUCGGCAGACGAAGCCUGUCAUUCUAAUGUGCAGUCUUUGCCCUGGGCCCCAUUUUGCUUAUUUAUUUGUGUAUUUUACCUUUGCUUGUAAUCACUCCUACCGGGGUAUCUGUGAUGUGAUCCAUUCAGCAUUCUGUUCCCCUCUUCAAAGACAUAAUAUGUCAUCAACCUCUUAAUUUUAUGUAGAUAGAUCAUUGCCCAUUCAGAUAGUGUCCAGGGCAAGUUUUCUCCAAAGCUGUGGGAGUGCUGUGAGAAUGUCUUAAUUCAGAAAGGUGUGAAAAUGCUUUCCCAUUGGUGAAGGAGUAAAUCCUGGUUCCAGAAUCAUAUUAUUCAUGUCCCAUAUGAAUGACUUCAGCAUUGGCAGACAUUUUCAGUUAUCUGAAGCAAAGCCCCCUCUGUUCAGUGCAGAAAAACACCGAGCUGGGGGUUGUGAAGAUCUUAGAGAAGCACGACCCCUUGAAGAACACCCAGGCAAAAUACGGAUCCAUCCCUCCAGACGAGGCCAGUGCCGUGCAGAAUUAUGUAGAACACAUGCUCUUUUUGCUGAUUGAAGAACAAGCCAAGGAUGCUGCCAUGGGGCCGAUUCUGGAAUUCGUGGUCUCUGAGAACAUUAUGGAGAAACUCUUCCUUUGGAGCUUGAGGCGGGAGUUUACUGAUGACACUAAGGUGGAGCAGCUAAAGAUGUACGAGAUGCUGGUCACCCAAUCGCACCAGCCUCUGCUGCACCACAAGCCUAUCCUGAAGCCCCUGAUGAUGCUGCUGAGCUCUUGUUCAGGAACAGCCACCCCCGCCGUGGAGGGGAAACUGGUGGUCCUGCUCAACCAGCUCUGCUCCAUCCUUGCCAAAGAUCCGUCCAUCCUGGAACUCUUCUUUCACACGAGUGAGGACCAAGGGGCGGCCAACUUCCUCAUCUUCUCCCUCCUAAUUCCCUUUAUUCACCGAGAGGGGACUGUGGGCCAGCAGGCCCGGGACGCUCUGCUUUUCAUCAUGUCUCUCUCUGCCGAGAACAGCAUGGUGGCGCAUCACAUCGUGGAGAACACCUACUUUUGUCCUGUGCUUGCAACUGGGCUCAGUGGUCUCUACUCUUCCCUGCCUACAAAGCUGGAAGAGAAAGGCGAGGAGUGGCACUGCCUUCUGAAAGAUGACUGGCUCCUACUCCCUUCUCUCGUCCAGUUCAUGAACUCCCUGGAGUUUUGCAAUGCCGUCAUACAGGUGGCUCACCCUUUGAUUCGUCACCAGCUUGUAAAUUAUAUUUACAAUGGGUUCUUGGUACCAGUCUUGGCUCCUGCUCUCCACAAGGUGACUGUGGAGGAGGUCAUGACCACAACUGCCUACUUGGACCUUUUUCUGCGUAGCAUCUCCGAGCCAGCGCUACUUGAGAUCUUCCUCCGUUUCAUCCUGUUGCACCGGCACGAGAAUGUUCACAUCCUAGACACUCUCACCAGUCGAAUCAACACCCCAUUUCGGCUCUGUGUGGUGUCCCUGGCAUUAUUUAGGACUCUCAUCGGUUUACACUGUGAGGACGUGAUGCUACAGCUCGUUUUGAGGUACCUGAUCCCUUGCAACCACAUGAUGCUGAGUCAGAGGUGGGCCGUGAAGGAGAGAGACUGCUACUCGGUGUCUGCGGCCAAGCUGCUCGCCCUGACCCCAGUCUGCUGCUCCAGCGGGAUCACCCUGACGCUUGGGAACCAAGAGAGGGAUUAUAUCCUCUGGUCAAAGUGUACGCACGAUAGUUCAGGGCCCCCAGAGCAGCCGCUCCCCGAGGCGUCCUCCCCGUCGGCCUGCAUCGUGGAGUACGGCAGGGCCCUGGACAUCAGCUACCUGCAGUACCUCUGGGAGGCCCACGCCAACAUCCUCCGCUGCAUGCGGGACUGCCGGGUCUGGUCCGCCCUCUACGACGGAGACUCCCCGGACCCCGACACCUUCCUCCAGAGCCUGGCGGAGGAGGGCGCCCCCAGCCCCGCCUGCCCCGCGCUCAGGCUCCGGCUCCCGCAGCAGCUCCCCGCGGAGCAGGGGCCUCAGCUGCUGCCCAGGAAGGACCGGGGCCACACGGAGCUGGAGUGGGACGACAGCUACGACACCGGCAUCUCCUCGGGGGCCGGGGCCGAGCUGGAGAAUCCGGGCCCCCCAGCGCCCAUCGAUCCCCCCAAGCACAUCCAGGAGAUGAAGAAGAACGCCAUCCUGCGCUUCAAGGGGUCGUACAUCGAGGAAUCGGACUUUCAGGACGACGUGAUGGUGUACAGGCUGUGUGCGGAGAAGGACGCCGACGACACCGGACAGUCCCAGGAGGAGGAGCCUGCGCGGCCCCCGGCCCCGGGCCAGGCCGAGGAGCAGAGUCCCCCCACGGACAACGGCCCCCUGCCCGGCCCGCAGCCAGAGGCGGACCCCCAGGAGGAGCAGCACCGGGACAGCGUGUCCGCGGAGCCACCCCCGGAGAAGGGGCCCCGGGUGGCCCCGGAAUCCAGCGCAGAGUCAGCACCCCCUGACUCCGGGGCAGAGGCCUGCGGUGCAGACCCCACGGCGGUGGACCCGGAGGGGGAAGAUUUCAUGGCCCGGUACGACCAGAUCAUUAAAGAACUGGACUCCGGCGCCCAGGGCCUGAUGGGGCAGAACUUCUCUUCCCAGGGACCGGACCCCUUGCUCCUCCCAGAAGAACAAGAGGGGAAGGAAGAGAGCAAAGAGGAACAGGAGCAGGAGGAGGGGAGGAAGGACCUGCAGGAGGAGGAGGAGGAGGAGGAGGAGGAUGACUUUGACUCUCUGAUGGUGGAAGCUCCUGCCGAAGAGACGGCGCCAUCCCCCUUUGGGGUGAGAGAGGAGGCUGGCAGUGCCGGUCGCCGGCCCGUGAGGACUCAGAGCGCCCCGUUCACAGGCCCGUUCAUCAGCGUGGUCCUGUCGAAGCUGGAGAACAUGCUGGAGAACUCUUUGCACGUUAAUUUGCUGCUUAUCGGGAUCAUCACACAGCUGGCCAGCUACCCGCAGCCACUGCUGCGCUCCUUCCUGCUCAACACCAACAUGGUCUUCCAGCCCAGCGUGCGCUCUCUCUACCAGGUGCUAGCAUCUGUGAAAAACAAGAUCGAACAGUUUGCUUCUAUGGAGAGAGACUUCCCAGGGCUCCUCAUACAAGCCCAGCAAUACCUGCUCUUCCGAGUGGACAUGUCCGAUGUGACAGCUGAGUCACUACCCAAAGAUCCCACUCAGGAUGCUUCCAGGAUGGCAGCUGGCAGGAACCUUCUGGAUGGUCCCCCACGAGUGCUCCAGCCCUUCCUGACGAGCAGAGCCACGGUGGCGGGGGUGCCGCCAAGCCUGCCCCUGCCAGUGAGGAACACCAUGCUGGCUGCGGCCCUCUUCCCUGAGUUCCUGAAGGAACUGGCUGCCUUGGCCCAGGAGCACUCCGUUCUCUGCUACAAGAUCCUGGGCGACUUUGAGGACUCCUAUUGUUAGUUUUUUUUUGUUUUUGUUUUUUUUUUAAUGGAGGUUCUUAUUUUUUAAGGUUUUAGUGUCUUGACUGAAUGUUAAAUGCAAAGCUGCUUACAAAGAUUUCUACUUUGAUGUUUCCUGACAAUACUUGAUUUAUGGGGAGGGGACCUUCUGGGCACCUCCUCUCUCUCUCGCUGGGCCUUCCCACCCUGCGCCAUACAGAAUGUAAGUCUCAUAAGCUGGCUGCUCCUUGGGCGGGUUUUCUUUGCUCAGUUCUCCCUAAAAUAUUUUGGUUGUUAUUCUCUCAUCCCUUUGAGUUGACUCUUCUUACAGCGUAGAGCACACCAAGCGAAUAUUGGGGUUCAGUGACUCCUGGAAGCACCCCUUGUCAGGUCGGCUCUUCAAUGGCACAUGAAGAAAGCACACCCAUUCCUGUGGCCUUCUGCAUUUUUGGCUUCCAUUUUAUCAAAGGGAAGAAUAAAAAUGGAGCCUCCAUCACGUAAGCACGUUAUAAUCUGUCCCUAAGCAUUUUAUGUCCAAGACUCGCUUUCUGCUCAACACAGAUUGCUUAUGGUGCAGGCAAAUCCAUUGGUCUUGGCUGUCUGCUGGGAGGCUGAUGCAGUUGAAGAGAAUUUGGGAAAUGUUCCUGCUGCUGGAGAGAUGAUUUGGUGUGUCACCUAACACUGAAAGUAGCCUUAUCUUAGUCAGAUUUGCACAAAGUGAAAUAUACCUAUGCAAACUGUUUCUUUGGUUUUUAGGAUUUUGCUCAGAAGAAAGCAUGCUAUCAUAUAUAAGACAGCCAUCAUUAUUUUUUAAAGUGUUUUAUGAAAACCAGAUUAAUUUGUGAAGCCAUUUCAUAGUAGGGUUUGUGGGGUUUUUUUGGUGCUUGUGUUUUGAUGUGUGUGUGGAAUAUGGAGGGAAAAAGAUAAAUGCAGCCUAUAGAAUCAUUGCUAAUUAUUUAAAUGUUGCUUGCUUUUCCUAAUGUGUUGCACUUUGUAGAGAACCAGGAACUGUACACCUGCUUUGGGGGUUGGGAUGCAAAUGCAAACAGGUCGCAGGGAGCCCUGCAAAGCCAAGUGCCUGCCAGUGACUCACUGCACUCGGAAUCACCGCCUCCUGAAAAAUGGGGCUCAUUGGAAGACCCCAGUGUGAUGUGUUAGUGCCUUUCUGCUGCUUUUCAGCUUGCACCAAGAGGCAUAAUUAUAAGAGAAGCCAUAGUCUCCUUCAAUCAUCACUAAGAGUGAGAAACACACAAGAUAAGUGUGGGCUAAAAAUGAGACCCUAAACAACGGGUAUUGAUGGAUAUUCAAUUCUCCUCCUAUUUGGGGCAGGUGAGAAGCACUUACAAGGAUGAGCCUCCUGUGUGGAGGGAACUUGGAAACCCCAGGUCUCUGUCUCUGUGGUGUCACUGCUGAACCUCGGGGGUGGGGGGUGGAGGAGAAGAGUAGCAGGCAGCCACAGGUCUGGUGGCUGUGCCUCAGGAGCACUGGUUUGGUUUUAACCAGCCUCUGGGUCAGGAGGGGAGUGGAAGAAGCAAUUGUAUCUGAGGCCCUGCAGAGCAGCGGCCACCUUUUGUGUUCUAGGGACCUUGACACAGCCACUGAGACUGGCUUUUAGGGGCCAACCUUGUAGUGUUUCCGAGUCUAAGCAAGCAACCAAAGACACCAAUUCAUUGAACGUUUCUAACUUCAAAUUUGUCUGGUUUGAAAAAUGGCUUGCCCAGCUAUGGUGCAGCAGUUAGAACCCACGAGGCCCAGCAGACUGGCAUGUAGUGGGCUUCCUGGCGCCUGCUUGCAUUUGCACAACCAGGUCUCCACUGGAAAAGGGAGGGAAAGAGCAGGAGGAGGGAAGGUAAGCUUUAAGUUAUUAGCCUCUCCCUUUGUUUUGCACAAGUAUUUGUCUCCCAGUUUGGACUUCCCAGGUACAUAAAAUGUGGAAGUUACAUCUGGAAACUCUUCAAGCUUUUAGGUUUUGUUUACAUGUAUCUCCAUUAUCUGGUGAUGGUGUGGGUUCUUGGUAUUUAUUAAAUAGGUUCUGAAGUAGACUUACUUUACAGGAGACAGAGAUGACCAGUGUCUGGGGUGAGAGGCAGGAAAAGAAACUCCAGUGGUUGGGUGCUGUUAGCAAAUUCACAUUAACCUGUUUGACAUCAGAAACUGGUUCAUGUUUCUGAAUCCACUGCAGAGUAUUGUGUCCAGGGUUUUACACCGUUAAUUCAGAAAAUUGACCCGGAAAUACAUUCUGGAAAACCAGAAAACCCAUUUGGUUGAGUGAAACAGCCAGGUGGGUUAGUAAUGUGGUUUACAGAUGGUGUGCAUGUGCCAGGGGAAAACUGAAGAACUGAGGCUGUAAGUAGAAGAGCAUAUCCUAGGGGCUGGAGGAAUGAACAUUGGUCUAGGUUGAUAUGAAGAUACUGUGCAGGAAGUGGGUGAGGCUGGGAAAAGUUCUGGUAAUGAAGUAAAAUAUUCUAGUCACAUAGAAAUAUUUUCUGUAAUAAGUUUUGGGGAAAAAUUAGAUAUCUGGCAUGCUCUAAAACAUGGCCCAAGAGUUGAGAUACUUUUCCAUCUGGACAGACUGGCACGUCCAACACUGUGCUACUUGUGGAAGAAGAGGGCAGAGCCUUGUGGGAAGCCCCUGGCUGGUGUCAUGGUGUCCUGGGCCAACGGAGGCCAGUCAGGGGUUCCUGGAACAUCAGAGCAUUAACCUCCACUCAUAAGUAGGGUCUGAGGUUCAGUUCAGGUGAAGUGAGUUUUGUGGUAUAUGAUAGGAAGGAGCUAUUUAAAAUUGAAUUUUUCAAAAGGGCCAAGGAAAUGUUCUUAAAUUUUUAAACAAAGAAAUUUUGAGUUUAGCUCGAAUACAAUUUGGGGGGAGGGAGCAAAUGACAAUUUAUUAGCCAUUAAGUUGUCAGCCAUGAUGCUGGAGUAACCAGUUAGCGGUGGGAUUUUCUUUAUCAAUGGAUUCUUUCUUCUCCUGGUAUUGAGGGGAAUUAUAAAACUGCCCCCUUUCUCUUAGUAUUACAGAGGUGGGCAAAAGUAGUUUUAUUGUAUAUUGUCAUACAAAUAAUAACUGAAGAAUAAACUCCGUUUCAUGUACUCACAACUGUAAACCCACUUUUGCCCACCCUGUGCUUUGGAAAAUGCUUUGCUGUUUUGGGGUUGGCACUGCGUCUGUCACCUGCAGAGAGGAGGCAUUCAGUCAUCUAGGGCCCUCAGAACACCUCUUCCAUAGCAAGUGGCUUUCCUGUGGUAACGUGGUAGUCAGGAGGGCGUCCCAUGAGGAACAGAAUCUGGAAGCAUAGUAUGUGUUUGCAAUGCAUUCUGAAUCGGAUCACUGUGUCUAGGUUGCUUUCAUGAGGAAGGACUGCCCCAGCAGGGGUGAGGCAUGCCACUGGUGUGAUGUUAAAUGUCCACAGCUUCCCCUCCAGUUCUCAUUUAAGGGCAGUUUGAUUUAAUUGCUAAUUACCUGCCCUGUGUUUACUGAACUGGCAGGCAUGCUUGCUAUUUUUAUGAAACAGCUUACUGUAGGAAGGCUAUUAUUGAAUGUGCCACUUCCAGUCCUUGGCCCAAGCCAGUGUAAUUCGUGGCUUGCUGCAAAUCUCAGCUGGCUUUGCAGUACUGGCUCUUCCUGGAAACAGCGGUCCUCUGGUCGCUGAUGCCACAUCAGCUUUAAGUCGCUAAGUAGAUAUUCUCAGGCCCCUUCCUGCUGCUGCUAUCAUUCUAUACAUCACACAACAUGAAUUUCCCACCAAAUAACAGCUUAAAACAGAACACUGUCAAGCCAGUUUAUACUCCAUCCUUAAAUUACAUCAUUGAGGAAAUACUUGAAAGAGAAUGGAGUCGGCUUUUUAUUUUUUGUUUGAAUGACCAUCAUAAACCUAAUGCCUUUUUUUUUUAAUAAAGAGGGCCUGGGAGACGAAGUGUUGUUUUCAGGAUAAUUUUGCCUCAGUAAAUCCUCUCCACGUCCCAGCAUUUAUUGGGCCAUUACUUGUUCUGCGGACAGAUUAUCCAGGCAGCUCAUUAACUGGAUAAACGGGCUUUAGUGAAAGAUUUUCGGUGAGGUCCGGUAGGGAAAACACAGGCAUGCGGUGGGAAGAUGCCUUCAGUUCUUCGGCCUCUGCACUUGGGAUCUGAAGUGAAUAGUGAUUUUAGGUGGGGACUGACCCUUCCUGACCUGCUGGGUCAUUGAAUUUUGUUCGUUUUACAUGUGAGCUGACCUAACUCGCUGUCACUCACACAAGCAGCAAGGCUGCUCGCAGGUCCUGCCAGCAAGAGUUCAGCAUGUCCUACAGGCACCUUUGAGGGCACUUAGGUGUCCUAUGUCAUUGCAGAGCCUGGCAAGAGUGAUGGAAGCUCUUAGGCCAGAUUAUAAAUUUCCUGGAGCUGACACUGCAGAAGUCUGUGCUGCUUAGCGCAUCAGCGGACUUUUCACUGGCACAAGUCUACACAAGGCCCACCUAUAACUAGCCCCCUUUUGCCCUGGAGACAUUUUGAGAGAGGGAAUUUGGUAUUGACGAUGUUACUUAAUUGAUUUCUGCUAAGUUGUUUGACGAAGGCAGGCAGUGAGAUUGGAUUUCAGUCAGAUGCUUUGCAUCUCACAAUCGGGGGUCAGCUCUCUUCUUAAACAAUCCCCGGGCGCAUUUGUCUCCAAUCUGCUGAAGAAGCAUGGCAGCCGUUUCCACACUGCUUCUGUAAUGAGGAACAUGGCCUUUCAGAGAGAUUUAGUGUUUUUUCCCAAAGAGUCACCUUGCAGAAUCCUUGAAAUGAUACAGCUAAAUGCAAGAAAUGAAAAAAAUACAACAAAUUGUGGGUGGUGGCCAUAACCUGUAUAUUGAAUUAACUAGCUAACUCAAAGCCCCAAGAGGAUGUUACUUUCAAAACAUUUCAUGGCCUUCUUACAAUCUUAUUGUAAAGAUUAGCAAUAAUUACAAAAAAGAUGGGUGGUGUGUGAAGCUCAGGUAACGCAUCCUUGGCAUAAAUAAUGAUCGACUUGUUUUUUUCCUGGGCUACUUACACCUUGACAGGUAGGAACAGUUCACCUUGAGGCACAGGCCUGCAGUCAGGAAGCUCCUUCCUAGACCAAGAGAUCCAGAGUUUACAAGCUGAGUAAGUGGGCACCAACUUCUCAUGCAAAGGUGGCCCCACAAAAAAUUUCGUUUUAUAAAUUAAUGACUUUUACUAAGUACUUAUUCUGUGCCAGGGAGCAUGGUGAGUCCUGAGGCUGACAUUCCUCCCCUCCCACCAUAACCAACCAAGCAACCUCCUCAAGCAACACAGCACAUGGCCUGCACCUGGCCAGGCUGACCUGACCUGGGGGGCAGCCUGUUUUCUGGCGCAUUCCCCUCCCAGCUUACAGGUGUGCGAUUCCAAUGACAGAUGGCAGUGGCUUCACCUGUGGCACCAACUCAUACAUUUUAAUGAGAUUUGCCCCUAAAUAGCAGACAGACUAAAUCACACUCUUGCAAAGUCAUACUGUAUUUAAAACUGUAUUCACUGAGGUCUAUUGGGAGCAGAGCCAGAUUUCGUGGAUUUCUUAGGGUACUACGUGAACAUAUCUUCUGAAUAUCUAGUCAGGUUCUUACAGGAAGUAAGAUAUCUGAGCUGUGGUAUGAUUUUUCUUUUUCUCAUAAGCAGUUAUAACCACACAAUAGUCUGAUUUUUAGGAUUUCAGCAGUGGGAUUCCAGGACCACAGUCAGCUUGGUGAAGCUCGAGUGAGUUGAAGACGGCAUGUUUCUCUGAGAACGGUCAGUCCAUAGUACAGUGUACACUUGAUGUAAGAGUUUAAACCAGCCCUUGAUUUCCAAUGGUUUGAAAAGCUCCUCCAGUGCAUUCUGUCAAGUUUGAUGACUAAGAAGCCAGGCUUUGCAAAAUAAUGAUCCUGCCAGAUUCCAACCUCACAAUGUCCUUACCUGUUUGAAAUUAAUUCUGAGACUUGUGGGGAGAGAGAGAGAAUGGACUUGCCUUUCUCUCUGGAAAAGAGGUUCAAUGGUGAUACUUUACUUUUAGGCCCAGUGGUUGUCAGUAUUGGGACAGAAUGGGGGACACAUAGCUUCUUGGGGGGUAUAACAUAUUCUAAUUCUAAAUUAGCCAGAGGAUCGCUUUUCCCAUUACCUGCUUAGGAAGUCCUGCGUCUGCGACCAUCACUGCUAACUGGUGAUGGGGAAGGUCUUUUCUCCGCCGCCAUGGGAGCACCAUUCAUGCCUGAAAUGUUUAUACUUUUCUUUGUAGGCUAAAGAAUUCAGGGUAAAGUAGGGCUUCCAAAAUGUUUCCUCUCUCAUGUAUGUCACAAUUUGACAUGUGCUUUUAAAAACCACCACUUACAAAACAGGCCUUUAAGCAUGGUGAGUCAGAGGUAAAAAGGCAUUAAAUGGGCAAAGGGGCGCCCAGUGCGACGGACAGAAAGAGUAUUACUGUCUUGAGAACAGCGGCAAAGGCACCCGACUUCACGGAGAUGCUGUAAUGGCACCACAAUUACCAUUAAAGGUCAAAAUUUUGAUUUGCCAGUUUAUAAUCUUAUUCUUUCCGGGCAAAACAGAUCAACUUAAUGUUACAACUUAUUAUUUCUCUUUUUUAUCUCUCUUGGCCUGAGGGGGCAGGGGAAUUGUCAACUGCACAAUCUUUAAAAUGUUAAUUUUUAAUGUGAUAUAUCAAUACAUAUUUUAUUCAUUAAAUUUAUUUGAAAA
This is a messenger RNA of Pipistrellus kuhlii (Kuhl's pipistrelle), 11482 nucleotides long. It is a transcript of the gene FHIP1A, whose product is annotated as FHF complex subunit HOOK interacting protein 1A. NCBI's taxonomy places the organism in Eukaryota, Metazoa, Chordata, Mammalia, Chiroptera, Vespertilionidae. The transcript is spliced from 11 exons. Bases 1731 to 4826 code for a protein of 1031 amino acids. The record is from RefSeq and is a predicted model, not a curated record.